This is a messenger RNA of Amaranthus tricolor (Joseph's coat), 2608 nucleotides long. Its product is annotated as exocyst complex component EXO70B1-like. Gene Ontology annotation, cellular component: exocyst. The record is from RefSeq and is a predicted model, not a curated record. The coding region runs from base 98 to 2305 and encodes 735 amino acids. Gene Ontology annotation, molecular function: phosphatidylinositol-4,5-bisphosphate binding. The transcript has a single exon. NCBI's taxonomy places the organism in Eukaryota, Viridiplantae, Streptophyta, Magnoliopsida, Caryophyllales, Amaranthaceae. Gene Ontology annotation, biological process: exocytosis.
UCCCCUGUUUCCAUUCUUGUUGCAUUUCCUCUCCAUCAACCCAUAAACAUCUCGAUCUCCAUUAAACUUUCUUAAAAAUUAAUAAAAAAUUCAAAAAAUGGCAAAUAAUCCUCCUGUGAAAAGUUUAAGUUUUGAUUCAAGAAUUCAUGGUGAACACAAGCACAAAGAUGAAAACAUUGGAAUCAAAUCAUUCAGUUUUGCUGCUCGAAAUCCUUCAUCAGAUUUCAACAAUGAUUAUAAUUUUCAAAAGCCUUUAACCAUUGAUGAAUGUGAUGAAGAAAAUGUGAAUUCAAAGGAAUUUACUCUUGAACAGCUUUGCGAAGACAUUCAACAAUUUAUCGAUUCGAUUACGUCUGUUUCUGAUAAAGAUGAACUUCCUGAAAUUUCCAAUGUUGUGGUUAAAUUUCUCAAAAAAGUCGAAUCGAAAAUGGAAGAAUUCGAAUCCAUUUCUGAGGAUUCGAUCGUUUUUGGACGCGACGUGGAAUCGGAUGCUUGUUUUGUUGUUGCUGUGAUUAAAUUGUCUGCCCUAAUGGAGGCUCUCCAGGGUUUAAAAUCGAACUAUUUGAUUCCGUUGUUGAAUCAGACAAGCUCGGUUCUCCACCGUGCAAUUGUAUUCUUGGAGGACGAGCUACGUCUGAUUCUGGAGGAAUCGGCGUGCCAGGAUGCGCACAAUGUGGGUGACGGUUCGGAUGCCAAGCAAUCAGAUUCGUCGUUUAAUAAGCUCAAAGGGAAGUUGCAGUCAAUUACAUCGUCUCACCACGCUUCGGACGAGGGUGGAGACUCGUGUGAACUACCGUCACAUGAGGGUAGUGAUGGUGGCGGUGGUGGUGGUGAUGGUGAUUGUUUAGGCUCGGGAGAAAAUCAAGGGGAAGGUAACGAAGAACAACCGAUUAUCUUCCCUUUUUUUUCUUCCGAGGCUGUCUCCAGCCUUCGCCUUAUAGCCAAUGCCAUGAUAAUAGCUGGCUAUGAGGCGGAAUGUUGCAAUGUCUUUCUUGUUUCGAGGAGACAUGUUUUCGAGGAGGAAAUAAAGAAACAAGGAUUUGAGAAGAUUAGUAUGGAUGAUGUACAAAAGAUGAGUUGGGAAGUUUUGGAGAGCGAGAUAUCUACAUGGAUUCGUGUAUUUAAGUAUUGUACCUCUACUCUUCUCCAAGGGGAACAAUCUUUUUAUGAAUAUGUCUUUUGCAAUCAUUCCUCCACCUACCAAGUCCUCUUUGCCGACCUUUGCUAUGCCGUCUUCUCAAUCUUAGUUAAUUUUGCGGAAGCAGUGUCGAUGACUAAACGAGCCACCGAGAAAUUAUUCAAGUGUCUGGACAUGUAUGAGACCAUACGUGACAUGAUCCCUUGGAUAGAGUCUAAAGCAACAAUGUUUCCUUCCGAGGAGGGAAAGGAGGAACUAAAGUCAGAAUUGUCCUUGGCAAAAUGUAGGCUUGGGGAGGCCGCAGUGUCAAUCUUUUGUCAAUUCGAAAACUCGAUUAAAGGUGACAAUACUAAGACUCCGGUAGCAAGCGGAGCUGUCCAUCCUUUAACAAGGUACACCAUGAACUACCUUAAAUAUGCUUGUGAAUACAAAGAUACCCUAGAACAGGUUUUCCAACAACACCUGAAAACAGAUCAAACAGAGGAAUUUUCUGCACUUGAUACUACCUUAGAACAUCAUAAAGAAGAAAAACACGAGCAACAGCAACAACAACAACAACAACGAGAUGUAGAACAACAUCCCCCAUUCUCAAGACAACUAAUAACCAUUAUGGAUCUACUAGACUUAUACCUUGAAUCGAAAUCGAAAUUAUACAAAGACCCUUCAUUAAGGUUCAUUUUCUUGAUGAACAAUGGAAGAUACAUGCUUCAAAAAGUUAAAGGGUCUAGUGAAAUCCACCAAGUAGUAGGGGAUAAUUGGUGUAGGAGACGUUCAUCGGAUGUUAGGCAAUAUCAUAAGGGUUAUCAAAGGGAAACUUGGAGCAAAGUAUUACAAUGUCUUAACCCUGAAGGGUUACAAGUGAAUGGAAAGAUACACAAGCCUAUACUGAAAGAAAGAUUCAAAAAUUUCAAUCAAUUGUUUGAUGAGAUUCACAAGACACAAAGCAAUUGGGUGGUGAGUGAUGAGCAACUCCAAUCCGAGCUUCGAGUUUCGAUUUCUGCUGUAAUGAUCCCAGCCUAUCGAUCGUUUCUUGCAAGGUUUGGAACCAUUUUUACACCAGGAAGACAAGUUGAGAAGUACAUUAAGUUCCAACCAGAUGAUAUUGAGACCAUUAUUGAAGAGUUGUUUGAUGGAAAUCCUAACUCUAUGGUUAGGAGAAAAAUUUAAGUGCAAGAUUCUUGUGAAAAUUCACAACAAUGUAGGGACACUUGUUUUAACUAUUGGUUGUGUUUUGUUUCCCUUACAUUACAUGCACGUUAGUGUAUUCAAAAUCUUGUGUCUACAUGAGAAUCGAUCUUGUCUCAGUUGGAACAUGUACCACUUUCUCAUGGUAAGGUCUUUAUGUUCAAUUUUCAUUUUGCCUUCCUUUUCUUUGGCAUAUCUUGUACUAACAAUCUUUGUUAUUUAUUUAUUUAUUUAUAAUUUUUAGCUAAUUGUACUAUUAAAUAGUUAUUGUAAUUCUUAUAUUAA